Molecule: messenger RNA, 1364 nt
Organism: Aspergillus campestris IBT 28561
Lineage: Eukaryota; Fungi; Ascomycota; Eurotiomycetes; Eurotiales; Aspergillaceae
Product: opsin family protein
Exons: 5
Coding region: 202-1122 (306 amino acids)
Cellular component (GO): endoplasmic reticulum; plasma membrane
Source: RefSeq, a predicted model, not a curated record
CGUCGAGGUCAGCAUGACGCGGAGUGUAACGUCUCCAUCUGCUUUCCUUAAAUCCUUCAUUUCUCUCGUUUCUUCAUUCUUGACUAUUCAACUGAAGAAGGACUGUGCAUACAUUGUCUGGACUGUUCUGGCUGUCUGUAAUUUGCAACUUAUUCCGUCAAUACUAACUUAGUAUACUCCAUCCACAACAGUACACUCACCAUGAUUGAAGCCAUCGACACAGCUAUGAAGACCAAAACCCAUCCUCUGCCGCCCACGACGGCUCCAACCUCGGUGGCGCCCAUUCCCACCGUGAUCCCGGGCACGCCGUUCUUCCAGGAGCUCCAUUCGACGGGGCAUCGCACAUUGUGGGUGGUAACCGUCCUCAUGGCCAUCUCCUCUGUCGUCUUCUACGUUCUCGCUGCGCGUGUACCGCUGCCCAGACGAGUCUUCCACACCAUCACCUCAAUCAUAACCACCAUCUCCUUCAUCAUCUACCUAGCAAUGGCCACCGGCGAAGGCACAACCUACAAGCAUGACAUCCUGCGGCACGCCAACAAGCACGUCCCCGACACCCACGACGACAUCUUCCGCCAAGUCUUCUACCUCCGCUACAUCAACUGGUUCCUGACCGAGCCGCUCCUGCUCUUCAACCUGUCUCUGGUCUCCGGCCUCCCAGGCGCGCACCUGCUCACGGCCGUAGCAAGCGACUACGUCAUGCUGGCGUCGGGUCUGCUGGGCACAUUCGCAGGCCACACCGCGCGCCGCUGGGUGUGGUUCACUAUCAGUGCGAUCGGGUACCUGGUUACGGUUUAUCAGAUUGGGGUGAAUGGAUCGCGUGCGGCGAGUCGCAAGGAUGCGCAGACGAAGCGCUUCUUUGGGUCCAUGGCUGGGGCGACGUUGUUGGUUAGGGCGUUGUAUCCUAUUGCUAUCGCCGGCGGCGCUCUGGCGCUGAAGAUCGGCGUCGAUACGGAGAGUGUGCUCUUUGCUAUCCUUGAUAUUUUCAACCAGGGUAUUGUCGGAUACUGGCUGUUGCUGUCUCAUGACAGCACUCCUGAGAUUGCCAUGUACAUCGACGGCUUCUGGUCCAACGGGGUCGGCAACGAGGGUGCAAUCCGGAUUACCGAGGAAGAUGGAGCUUAAGUUCGACAGCGUGGCUGUGGAACAGGAUGGAGAUGAUCAGUGUGGUGUUGUUACCUACAGUACACUGAGGAUGGAUAACGAAGAGAGUACAAAGGAAAAGUGGUAGCAUCAAGUUCGAAAAGUGUUUCGAUGGAUAAUUCGAGGAAUGUUGUCGACGAGGACAGUAAGACAACUGGAAGAUAGGUAGUACAUUUGAUUAGGACAGUAUGUAAUGGCAUAAUCUAUUUGUGUAAUUAAGUAAC